CCAUUACAGCUCGGAUUCCCAGCUUCGCCGUACAGCGCAGGCCCGAAGUAGCGCAGCCGCUCUGAGUCUUGAGAAGUUUCAGCGAUGGAGGAACACACUGUCCACCAGACAGAGCACAUGAGCACGAUCGAGGCUCACGCAGUGUCACAGCAGGUGCAGCAGGUCCAUGUAUCUACCUACACGGAGCACAGCAUGCUGAGCGCCGACGAAGACUCGCCCUCCUCUCCCGACGACGACGCCUAUGACGACUCAGACAUCCUCAACUCGGCUGGGACAGAUGAGGUCACGGCUCACCUUGCCGCUGCAGGUCCGGUUGGAAUGGCAGCUGCCGCCGCUGUGGCAACGGGGAAGAAACGCAAACGACCGCACAUAUUUGAGUCCAAUCCCUCCAUUCGUAAGAGACAGCAAACACGACUGCUGAGGAAACUGAGAGCUACACUGGAUGAGUAUACUACCAGAGUGGGCCAGCAGGCCAUUGUACUUUGCAUUUCACCUUCCAAACCAAACGCAGUCUUCAAAGUGUUUGGCGCUGCCCCGCUAGAGAAUGUGGUGAGGAAAUAUAAGAGUAUGAUCCUGGAGGACUUGGAGAAUGCUCUGGCUGAACAUGCGCCCCCUGGUGGUGAAUUGAGCUCAGAGCUCCCUCCCCUCACUAUCGACGGCAUCCCGGUGUCUGUGGACAAGAUGACACAGGCCCAGCUCCGUGCGUUCAUACCUGAGAUGCUGAAGUACUCCACAGGCCGAGGGAAGCCAGGUUGGGGGAAAGAGAGCUGUAAACCCAUCUGGUGGCCAGAGGACAUUCCCUGGGCCAAUGUCCGCAGUGAUGUCCGCACCGAGGAGCAGAAACAGAGGGUGUCAUGGACGCAGGCCCUGCGGACCAUCGUUAAGAAUUGCUACAAGCAGCAUGGGAGGGAGGACUUACUCUAUGCCUUUGAGGACCAGCAGGUCACCCAACAGCAGGUUGCCACGGCAGCAACCCACAGCAUCGCACACUUGGUUCCCUCUCAGACGGUGGUGCAGACCAUUAGCAACCCUGAUGGUACAGUCUCACUCAUACAGGUGGGCACUGGAGCAACGGUGGCUACCCUCACUGAUGCCUCAGAACUGCCAGGCACCGUUACAGUGGCCCAGGUCAACUAUUCCACCGUGGCUGACGGAGAGGUGGAGCAGAACUGGGCGUUACAGGGCGGGGAAAUGACUAUUCAGACAACACAAGCAUCCGAGGCCACGCAGGCCGUAGCAUCUCUCGCUGAGGCCGCUGUCGCCGCCGCUUCCCAGGAGAUGCAGCAGGCGGCAACCGUCACCAUGGCGCUAAACAGGUACACACAAGGGGAAGUGAAACAGAAUGAAGCCGCAGCACAUGCCGUAGCAACUCUGGCGGAGGCCACGCUGCAGGGAGGAGGGCAGAUUGUACUGGCAGGGGAGACGGCAGCCGCAGUGGGGGCCCUCACUGGCGUACAGGAUGCCAGCGGCCUGGUGCAGAUACCAGUCAGCAUGUACCAAACAGUGGUCACCAGCCUAGCCCAAGGGAGUCGACCUGUGCAGGUUGCCAUGGCUCCUGUUGCCACGCGCAUCGACAACACUGUAACACUGGAUGGACAGGCAGUAGAAGUGGUGACUUUGGAACAGUGACACAUUCCUCUCCUGUGAGUGUGUGGAAAACGAUGGUUAGACCCUCCUUGAAGGUGAUCCUUUGAGUGGAGCAGUCACCA
This is a messenger RNA of Chanos chanos (milkfish), 1709 nucleotides long. RefSeq names its product nuclear respiratory factor 1 (gene nrf1). Bases 85 to 1629 code for a protein of 514 amino acids. The transcript is spliced from 12 exons. The record is from RefSeq and is a predicted model, not a curated record. NCBI's taxonomy places the organism in Eukaryota, Metazoa, Chordata, Actinopteri, Gonorynchiformes, Chanidae. Gene Ontology annotation, biological process: regulation of transcription by RNA polymerase II. Gene Ontology annotation, molecular function: DNA-binding transcription factor activity.